AUGCAUCUGCCGAUGCGCGCCCCGCCACUGACGACGUCAACCUGUCGUCCCGUGGUAUGGGGUCGGGACCGCUCGACAUACGACGCGCAUGAUUCGGAUGCCUGUCAGAGUGACGGAUGUGAGAACUGGGGCUCCGUAACCACCACAAUCACGCUCGACAACACCUUCAACAGCCCGUUGAACAAGGACGGGUCUGGUGGCAGCGUCCAACCGGAGGUUGACUCCGAGGUCAAAGAGCCGCGACCGUUCGUAUACCUCGACUUUGCUGGUGAGAUGACUUCGGUUACCGUCACCGCGUUGACGGUUGACGGCGAAGACGUUCUCGGCGACCUCUCAUCGGUCGGCGACAACCGCUUCCUCUACUGGCCACAAGAUCUCGACUUCGGAACCCACGAGGUUGCGUUCGACGCCAGACGCAGCUGA
This is a messenger RNA of Geodia barretti, 423 nucleotides long. Lineage: Eukaryota; Metazoa; Porifera; Demospongiae; Tetractinellida; Geodiidae. The record is from the annotation of a GenBank genome assembly.